Vespula pensylvanica (western yellowjacket) is the source of this 5063-nucleotide messenger RNA. RefSeq names its product protein CLEC16A homolog (gene ema). NCBI's taxonomy places the organism in Eukaryota, Metazoa, Arthropoda, Insecta, Hymenoptera, Vespidae. The record is from RefSeq and is a predicted model, not a curated record. The coding region runs from base 540 to 3497 and encodes 985 amino acids. Gene Ontology annotation, biological process: endosome to lysosome transport; endosomal transport; regulation of autophagosome maturation. The transcript is spliced from 14 exons. Gene Ontology annotation, cellular component: endolysosome membrane; late endosome.
AAUUGCUUUAAGGAGAUAACCUGACUUGAGAUGUACAUACGUACAGCACGCCAGUUCAUAGUUCGUAGUUUAAUGGAGAACUGCGUUGCGUCUUGUGUUGCGUAGAGUAUUACAAAUUUAUCGUAUAUAAUACACUUCGUUGUAAUUUGUACAAUGCGUAGAGUUGAAAUAUAUAAUGAAAAGUGACGAUAUUUCAAGUGAGAUCAGUAAUUAGAUCAAAAUAUAUUGCGAAAAAGAAAUUCUUCGACAGAUAAUAACCUUUACUUUAAAACAAUGUAAUAUGUAUUGUGACAUUUCUUUAAAAUAAUCCAUAUAUUUAGACGUAUUUUACUCAUAUAAAUCAUUACAUCUCACCUAACCUAUCUAAACGACAUGAAGUAAUACUUACAAGAAAUUAAAUUAAACUAAAAUCAAACAUGAAUACAUUGUGAAUCAUACCCAAUUAAGUUCAUAACAUAUGAAAAUGUUUCGAAGUCGUAGUUGGUUUGGAGGAGGCCUUUGGAAGCCAAAAAAUCCACAUUCUUUAGAGCACCUUAAGUAUGUACCUGUACAAUGUUCUGUCGAAAAAUCAAACAGUUUCUGAAAAUAAUAGAGGUUUAUUAGUAGAAACUCUUCGUUCAAUAGCUGAAAUUUUAAUAUGGGGUGACCAAAACGAUAGUAGCGUCUUUGACUUCUUUUUGGAAAAGAACAUGCUUUCAUUCUUCUUGCGUAUUAUGAAGCAGAAAUGUGGAAGCUAUGUAUGUGUUCAAUUACUUCAGACGCUCAAUAUUUUAUUUGAAAAUAUACGUAAUGAAACAUCUUUGUACUACCUACUAAGUAAUAACCAUGUAAAUAGUAUUAUUGUGCACAAAUUUGACUUCAGUGAUGAGGAGGUAAUGGCAUAUUACAUCAGUUUCUUAAAAACCUUGAGCUUGAAGUUAAAUACUCAUACCAUCCAUUUCUUCUAUAAUGAGGUAAACGAGCAUACCAAUGACUUUCCUCUAUAUACGGAAGCCAUUAAGUUUUUCAAUCAUUCAGAGGGUAUGGUUCGUAUAGCAGUAAGAACUUUGACUUUAAAUGUAUAUCGUGUGGAAGAUGUGUCUAUGUUGGCAUUUAUAAGAGAUCGCACAGCAGCACCUUAUUUUAGUAAUCUUGUAUGGUUUAUUGGUAAUCAUAUUAUAGAAUUGGAUACAUGUGUCCGAAAUGAUGCAGAUCAUCAAAGUCAAAAUAGAUUAUCAGAUUUAGUGGCAGAACACUUGGAUCAUUUGCAUUAUUUAAAUGAUAUACUUUGUUUAAAUAUACCCGAUCUUAACAAAGUACUCUCAGAACAUCUGUUGCAUAAAUUACUAGUUCCACUAUAUGUAUAUUCUUUAAUGAAACAAAAAGAUCUUUAUCAAAAUCAGGAUGAAAGAAAAUAUGUCAGUGUGGUUGUGGCAUUAUUUUUACUUUCUCAAGUUUUUUUGAUUGUUUCUCAUGGACCUCUUGUAUAUACUUUAGCAGCUGUGAUACUAAAAUCUGAUUUGAAUAUGAUUCAAAUAGGAGUAAGAAAAGUGAUUGAAACAUUUAGUGAUAUAUCAUCAAAUAAAUUAAUCGAAUUUUCACAGCCAAAAGAAACAUUAGAAAAGUCCUUAGAAAAUUUAUGUGAAUCAUUAACCAUAUCAGAAAGUCUCAAUGAAGAUGAUAAUAAUGUAGAAUUUACAAGUGAGAUUGGAGAAACUAUAGGUGAAAAAGUACAAGAUUUAAGUAAACCUAGCACAUCACGUGCUCAUAUGUUGCCCUGUGAUACAUCUAUUAAGAGCUCUGAGGAAUUAGAUAUGAAUAUUUCGACUGAAGAACUAGAAGACAUAAAGCAUUUGAAUGUAACUGAUGAAGAGAAAGAACGUUUGGCACUAGAAAGUCCAUUAACACAGAGUCAAAUACAACAUAAUGCUCUUGAAUUAUUAUCAAAUAAACCAUUUUUAGAAACUAUAUUGAAUUCCUUAUUUUGUACAGAAAAUGAUUAUGCUGCAUUAUUUGGAUUGUGCUUACUUUAUGCAUUAGCCAAUAACCAGGGUAUAAAUCGUGAAACAUUGGAUUUAGUUUUAUCUCCUUCACAGAAUGCAGAAACAAAGAAUUGGUACAAUGAUAUAUUAAUAGAUAGACUAAUUCAUAUAAUCACUCUAAGCUGUCAAACAAAUGCUAAAGUAAGGCUUGUUACACUGGAAUUAACAAUCAAAUUGUUGACACAGUUAGUUUUAUCAGAAGGACAAAGUCUUCUAAAAGAUUCGCAUUUAGCAGCAAUUGAAGCAGCAAAAGAACAAAGCACAGCACUUUUGAGGAACUUUUAUAAGAAUGAAGAGAUAUUCUUGGAUAUGUUUGAGGACGAAUAUAAUGAAAUUCAAAAAAGACCUUUAAAUGUUGAAUGGUUGAUGAUGGACAGUAAUAUUUUAUUACCUCCUACGGGUACCCCAAUGACUGGUAUUGAAUUUAGUAAACGAUUACCAUGUGGUGAAGAGGAAAGAGCACGUCGUGCGAUUAGAGUAUUUUUCUUAAUUCGGGAAUUGUCUUUCACUAUUAAUAUGGAAGAAGAAACACAGCUACCCUUAACAAGUCCAGAUAAUUGUGUUCAAGUUACCAACGUACUUGAUCUAAAUAACAGUGACAUAAUAGCAUGUACAGUUGUAUGGAAAGAUGGACAAAAAAUCCAUUGGUUUUUGGUCGUUGAUGAUACACAAUUAAUUCUAGUUGAACCUGACGCCAAGCUUGGGUGGGGUGUAGCAAAAGUAGUAGCCUUUUUACAGGAUAUUGAAGUAGCAGGUGACAAGGACGAUUCCAGAUGUUUGAAUUUAACUAUAUACAAGCCUCUGAGUAAUAGCACAGGCAACAGAGUUCCAUUGCUAUCAACUAAAUUUAUCUUUAAUGAUCAUAUUAGGUGCAUGGCUGCAAAACAAAGGCUAACCAAAGGUAAAAUAAAAGUACGGCAAAGAAAGAUAAAUCAAAUCGCUCGAUUAUUGGAUAUACCAACAAGUAUACCCCAUUCGUCUACUCCCCCAAACUAUGCUUUACGUAAUAUGCGACAUGACCGUAUUCUUGGACGUGGACAAAGGCAGAAGGAUCAAUCAAGACCAAUGUUUACGGUAAAUAAAGUUCCAGGAUUCGCUGCACAAAUGCGCAGGGAACAUGUCCUUAGACCUGUUCUUGGUCUUCCAUCAACUAGUUGUAAGCGUGUUGAUAAUAACUCUAAUGAGAAGAUUCAUGAAAAUGGUUUACGAUCUAGAGAUAGUUCUCCAAAAAUGCCACGUCCGCGUAGCGAGGAAAUACCUCUUGAGGAUAUGCGUAAUCGUAAAACAUCUUUGACGUCUAAUGGAGCAAGCGCAUCUCACAUAUGUUUAGAGAAGAAAGAUAAUAGCAAUUCUGGUAGUUCAACUAAUAGUGAAUCUUCAUCUAUAAUUAGAAAACGUUCCGAAGAAACAUCGUUUACUUCUCCUCAAAAUCAAGAAGUUAAACCACGUAGAAAGGGUCAAGUGGAGACUGUAUGAUUAUAUAAGAAUAGAAUUAUUUUUAAAACUUGGAGAAAGGAAAAUUUUUGUUAGGAAGCUGAUGAAAGAAGAAAAAUGUAUAUACAUUUUUGAAAUAGAAACAAAAUUCUCAAUCAAUUUAAUCUGUAACUAUUUGUAUGUCGUUUGAAGUUUUUAAAACUCUAUGUUUUUUCACAGUAUUUGGUAACUGAUAUUACAGGUAAUUACUACUGCCUUUUGUGUAAUUACAUACUUUGUCAUUUGCAGUUACGAAAUGAAACUUGUAUAAAAAAUAGAACAUCCGCGUUAAAUUUUAAUAAAUGAACACAUCGUGAUAAAUAUUUCUGUUACGUAAUUACAUGUUUUGUAGAUACGUUUUAUUCUUUAUACAAAUAUUAUGUUUAUUGUUUUUAAAUGUGGACACUAUUUCAUUAGUAUAUAAAUUAUUGAGUAAUGUUUCUUAUAAUGAUUUAAUGUAUAUAUGUUUUUUAAUCUAGAAUAAAAGUAAUUUAAAUUAUCUAUAUAAAAUAUUAUCUGUGUGUUAAACAUGCUUUGCAUUCAAUAUUUGUAAGACCCUUCAAUACUUGAAAGGUUAUUUUUUGCACAACAGACAAAUUGUUUAUUCAAUAUAUAUUUCCUUUCUUAGACAUUUAUUUUAAAAUGCAAUAGUAUAUUAUUUACUUUUAAAAUAAUGUGGGAAAUUUUAGUACUUGCUAACAUUAUUAUCAUAAUUUAAUUUUUCUUUUUCUACAGGUAUUACAUCUAUUUCCAACGUGUAUAGUACCACUUUUUUAUAAAUUAUAUUAAAUUUGGUAUUAAAAACAAAAAUUGAAUAUUGUAAAUAAACAUAUUUAAGAACGAUAUUAGAAUAAUGUUCUAAUUUUAGAAUAAGCUUUAAGAAACUGUAAAUUCUCUUAAAUGCAUCUGUAAUAAUGGUAUAACCUCAUGUCCAUCUGGACUAUUUUAGUCAAAAGAAAUUAAUUCUGCUGUUUCAGGCUUUGGUUCCUCUUUUGCUUGAGUAUUUUCUGCUGCUGGUGGAGCUGAAUUUUGUGGAAAUGUAAAUGGUUGGCCUUGGGUAGCAGAAAUUUGUGUCAUUCCUUGCAUAUUUAAGUUAGGUCCUGUAGGACCUUGUAGAGACUGACUUGAUGGAACCAUCCCAGUACCACCUGCAGCAGAAACUUGUAUAGCAGUUGUUCUUUGAGAUGGAAUAAUAGCAGAAACAUGCUGUUGUACUGGAGCUCCUUGUGGAAUAGGUAUACCAAUAGGUUGUGGUCCAAUUUGUGGUGGAAGUACAACUUGUCCAGGUGGACCGUGUGUCGCUGGAACUAUUUGCCUUGGUGGUGGGGGUGCUAUAUUAGUAGAUGGUACUGAUUGAGCUAUACCUAUCUGAUUUGGUAAACCCGAUAUUUGUGAAGUGUGAGGUCCUUGUGGCAUGUGGCUUGGUGGUACUUGUGUCACUGGAAUAUGAGUAGCAGUACCUUGUUGAGCAGUACCUAUCUGAUGAGCAGUCGGUUGUUGAAGUUGUGUUAUAGGAUUCGUUACUUGAGGUAUCUAUGAUAAAAAAUAUAAUAAAAAGACUUUAAGUUA